AAAGAGAGAGAAGGAGAGCAUAGGCUGCCCAGAGCCCAGCCAGAGAUAGCUGUGCAGCAGCAGCCGGGAUGCCCUGGUUAGGCAGCCCCCCUUCGCUCCUCUGGGCACUACUAGUAGGGAUGCUCCUUUUGGGACAGGGGCAGGAAUUCCUGGACUAUUCCUAUGAUCUGGAGGAGGUGGAAGAAAGCAUAGAUUACAAAGACCCCUGCAAAGCUGCUGCCUUCUGGGGAGACAUUGCUCUGGAUGAGGAAGACUUGGCAAACUUUAAAGUUGACCGAAUAGUAGAUUUAACAAAGCACACAAUAUCUACAGUCUCAGGUGCUGCGUCCAACAGCUCCAGGCCACACAAAGGCCGACGCAUGAGGAAAGAAAGACGGCGUUCUCGAGAAAGGAGAGCAGCGACAUCCCGACCUGAGAGGGUUUGGCCAGAUGGUGUCAUUCCCUAUGUAAUUAGUGGAAAUUUCAGUGGCAGUCAGAGGGCAAUAUUCCGGCAAGCAAUGCGCCAUUGGGAGAAGCACACGUGCGUCACUUUCCUAGAGAGGACGGAUGAGGACAGUUACAUUGUUUUUACAUACAGACCAUGCGGAUGCUGCUCUUAUGUGGGCCGACGUGGUGGUGGCCCGCAAGCCAUAUCUAUUGGCAAAAACUGUGACAAAUUUGGCAUUGUUGUUCACGAGUUGGGUCACGUCAUAGGAUUCUGGCAUGAACACACCAGGCCCGACCGGGAUGACCACGUGUCAAUCAUCAGGGAGAAUAUUCAACCGGGACAGGAGUAUAACUUCUUGAAGAUGGAGCCAGAAGAGGUUGAGUCCCUUGGAGAAACCUAUGAUUUUGAUAGCAUUAUGCACUACGCACGCAACACCUUUUCCAGAGGGAUUUUCCUGGACACGAUCCUGCCCAAAUAUGAUGUGAAUGGUGUGAGACCUCCAAUUGGACAGAGAACGCGGUUAAGUUCUGGAGACAUUGCACAAGCCAGGAAGCUGUACAAGUGUCCAGCUUGCGGGGAGACGCUCCAGGACAGUCAGGGUAACUUCUCAUCUCCUGGCUUCCCCAAUGGAUACUCUGCGUACAUGCACUGUGUUUGGCGACUGUCUGUCACCCCUGGGGAAAAGAUUAUACUGAACUUUACCUCUUUGGAUCUGUACCGCAGCCGCCUCUGCUGGUAUGACUACAUUGAAGUCAGAGAUGGUUUCUGGAAAAAGGCCCCACUCCGAGGGAGGUUCUGCGGAGACAAGAUACCAGAGCCCAUCAUAUCCACAGAGAGUCGCCUGUGGAUUGAGUUCCGGAGCAGCAGCAACUGGGUGGGAAAAGGAUUCCAGGCUGUAUAUGAAGCACUGUGUGGAGGAGACGUAAAGAAAGACUCUGGUCACAUCCAGUCCCCAAAUUACCCAGACGAUUACAGACCCAACAAGGCCUGCGUGUGGAAGCUGAGUGUGUCUGACGGGUUCCAUGUCGGAGUCUCAUUCCAGUCCUUUGAGAUUGAACGGCAUGACAGUUGCGCAUAUGAUUAUCUGGAGAUCCGAGAUGGCAGCUCAGAAUCCAGCCCACUGAUUGGCCGUUUCUGUGGUUAUGACAAACCAGAUGACAUCAAAAGUUCAACAAACCAGCUAUGGAUUAAAUUUGUGUCUGAUGGUUCCAUCAACAAGGCUGGCUUCUCACUUAACUAUUUCAAAGAGGUGGAUGAGUGUUCCCGCCCUAAUAAUGGAGGAUGUGAGCAGCGCUGUGUAAACACUCUGGGCAGCUACAAGUGUGCCUGUGACCCAGGAUAUGAACUGGGACCAGAUAAGAAGUCAUGUGAAGCUGCCUGUGGUGGAUUCCUGACCAAACUAAAUGGCUCAAUCACCAGCCCAGGAUGGCCCAAAGAGUAUCCUCCAAACAAAAACUGUGUGUGGCAGCUAGUGGCACCAACCCAGUAUCGCAUCUCACUCAAGUUUGAUCAGUUUGAAACAGAAGGCAAUGAUGUGUGCAAAUACGAUUUUGUGGAGGUUCGCAGUGGGCUGACGUCAGACUCCAAACUGCACGGGAAGUUCUGUGGCUCAGAGCUCCCAGCGGUGAUCACCUCCCAGUACAAUAACAUGCGCAUUGAGUUCAAAUCUGAUAACACUGUGUCUAAGAAAGGUUUCCAAGCUCAUUUCUUCUCAGAUAAGGACGAAUGUUCCCGAGAUAAUGGGGGCUGUCAGCACGAGUGCACAAACACACUGGGGAGCUAUACCUGCCAGUGCCGAAGUGGUUUUACCCUGCAUGAAAACAAGCAUGACUGCAAAGAGGCUGGUUGUGACCAUAAAGUGACAGGCAGCACUGGGACCAUCUCAAGCCCUAACUGGCCAGAUAAGUACCCAAGCAAGAAGGUCUGCACUUGGCAAAUUACCGCCACGGCGGGCCAUCGUGUCAAACUGACUGUGUCAGAAGUAGACCUGGAGUCCCACCAAGAAUGCCUGUAUGACCAUGUGGAGGUUUAUUCAGGACAUGAUGCUCAGUCUCCCGUGCUCACUCGCUUCUGUGGCAGUAAGAUUCCAGAUCCAAUUAUCUCUCCGGGCAGCACCAUGUUCCUAAAGUUUGUGUCAGACAACUCUGUCCAGAAGAGAGGCUUUCUGGGAGAGCUAUCAUCAGUCUGCGGUGGGACUCUUAAUGCCGAAGUCCGUACACAGGAUCUGUACUCCCAUGCAAAGUUUGGGGAUGACACGCACCCUUCUGGCACAGAGUGUUUGUGGCACAUAGUGUCAGAGGCUGGGUAUGGUGUGGAGCUGGUCUUUCAGAGCUUUGAGUUAGAAGAAGAACCAGACUGUGGGUAUGACUACAUGGAAUUGUAUGAUGGGCCAGAUGAGGGAGCCCCCCGUCUGGGGAGGUACUGCGGGUCAGGGCCCCCGGAGGAGGUGUACUCUGCUGGCGACGCAUUGACAAUCAAGUUCCACUCAGAUGAUACAAUAAAUAAAAAGGGAUUCCACGUUCGAUUUACCAGCACCAAAUUCCAGGACACUCUGCAUGCCCGCAAGUGACACCCAUUAACCAUUUUUUCCCUAAAACCCAUACAUAAGACCCAGCAUCUGUGGGGACAACAGAUGAAGUGCAGGACCCCCCAAAACAAGAUCUGCAUGUGUGAGGCCCCCAAACUCCCACUAUGCAGAAUUAAGGACAGGCAAAAGCCUCAGGGAUAUGCAAGGGCACCAACAUUUGAGACAUAUAUUGCCAUAAUAUUUCACUUGGUAUACACAGCUACGUUCUUGACACAUUUGAUGAGAGUUACACACAUUUUGAGAUAAGCUCACACUGCCUCAUAGACUGUAUGUCUGUAGCAUAUAAAUACUGUCUCUUAUGGGGCUAGUGAAAAUUGUGGUUAGGAAUAUAAUAGGGAGCUGGCCACUGCCUCUGAUGUUCUUCUCGUAAAGCUCGGAACAAUCAGAUUCUAUUAUCUAAUCCUGAUACCAGUCGGGACUUGACCCCUGCCUUUACCUCGUGGACCUUCUAACUUGUGCCUUUUAUUUUACAUUUACUGAUUUUAAAUUAAUUACAUUGCCUUACCAAUCCUUCGAACCCAAGUUUAUUCCUUUUACUUUCUCUUUCCUUUCAAAAAUAUGACUUUCCCCACCACCUAGGUCUUAGCCCUUUACCCAGUCUUACUUCUGAUUCUUACACUUCACCAUCUACCCCAGUGGUUGCCAAACUGAUGUUUUGUUGUUAUCACCGUAGCACAUGUGGAGGGGGAUUCUAACAGACAUCUCUGUGCUAUGACUAAUGUAACCCUAGUGCUGUGAAGAUAUCCACAAAAUGCCCACUGAUGGUGGCUCCUGGGGGUUUGGAAACUACGCUCCUACACUUAAACUGUUUUAGUUUUCCUUGAUCUCUUCCAUGUUUUAAAGACAUUGACCUGUUUCAACUGGUUGCAGAAAAAGACCUUUUUAUACCCCCUCCCCAUAAUGUCUCUCUGAUAUUCCACCUGGAAUGUCAUGUUAACUAUGGACUUAUUAAAGAUGGACACCACUGUG
Messenger RNA from Xenopus tropicalis (tropical clawed frog), 3983 nucleotides. The record is from RefSeq and is a predicted model, not a curated record. Lineage: Eukaryota; Metazoa; Chordata; Amphibia; Anura; Pipidae.